Molecule: messenger RNA, 1488 nt
Organism: Fusarium coffeatum
Lineage: Eukaryota; Fungi; Ascomycota; Sordariomycetes; Hypocreales; Nectriaceae
Exons: 5
Coding region: 1-1488 (495 amino acids)
Biological process (GO): transmembrane transport
Cellular component (GO): membrane
Molecular function (GO): transmembrane transporter activity
Source: RefSeq, a predicted model, not a curated record
AUGGCGGGUGAAGACAUGAUCAAGGACAACGGCGACGAGGUCCGGCUCGAGACUUUGGAUGGAGCCUCAGCUGAUAUUCAUGACCGACCGACCAAGGAGAAGGCUCUAGUGAGACGAAUCGACAAGCGAAUGAUGCCAUUGAUGAUGCUUUUGUAUAUUCUUAACUAUCUCGAUCGCAACAAUAUCGCGACGGCGCGACUUGGCAACUUCGAAGAAGAUAUUGGUCUUGUCAAUGAACAGUACAAUACUGUCAUCAGUAUCUUCUUCGUUGGUUACAUCCUCACUCAGGUGCCUACGAACAUGAUUUUAAACAAGAUGCGACCGUCUAUCUUCUUGCCUUCUAUCAUGGUCUGCUGGGCAACUGUCAGCGCCUGUACUGGAGCCGUGCAGAACUACGAAGGCAUGAUUGCCCUUAGAUUCAUCCUUGGCUUCGUCGAGGCACCGUUCUUUCCCGGCGCUCUGUUUCUAUUCAGCUCAUGGUACACCAAGAAGGAACUUGCCGUCCGCAUAUCGGUUCUCUACGCUGCUGGCCAAAUGGCCGGUGCCUUUGGUGGUCUUCUUGGAAGUGCUAUCAUGUCUGGAAUGGAUGGUAAAGCAGGCCUUGCAAAUUGGCGAUGGCUUUUCAUCAUUGAAGGAUGCGCAACCUACCCCGCCGCAGUCGUUACAUACUUCGUUGUCCCAGAUUAUCCUGCCACCACGCGCUGGCUCAGCGACGAAGAACGCCGAAUCGCCGUCUUGAGAAUGGCAGAAGAUGCAAACAAGGAAGAUGAUCGAGCAGAUGUGUCAGCGUGGGAAGGUACAAAGAUGGCAUUUGCCGACCCUGCACUUUACAUGAUCUGGAUCAUGCAACUUGGACUCAACACUGCUGCCGCUUUCACCAACUUCUUCCCCACCAUUGUCAAGACCCUUGGAUACAGCUCGACCAUUACACUCCUGCUUUCUGCGCCACCGUAUGUCUUUGCUGCUAUUCUAGGUAUUACCAAUUCGUGGCAUAGCGAUCGUGUCAACGAGCGAUGGCUGCAUGUUGUGUGGCCGCAGAUCUUCUGCAGUAUCGGCUUCAUCAUCUCGGCUGUCACUCUGAACACUGCUGCUCGCUAUAUCGCUACAUUCAUGAUGAUGUCAAUUUAUGGAUCCUUCGGUUGUAUUCUGUCAUGGGUAUCAUCUUCCCUGCCGCGUCCGUCGACAAAGCGCGCUAUCUCGUAUGCAGUUGUCAACGCGGGGUCCAACCUUGCUUCCAUCUAUGCCUCAUAUUUCUAUCCAUCCACUCAAGGCCCGCGAUAUUGGCAGGCAAACGUAGCGAACGUGGCUUUCAGUGGGCUCUGUAUUAUUAUGGCGACUGUGUUGAGGUUCUUCCUUGCUUGGAGAAACAGAAAGUUGGAAAAGGCAAGGGAGCAUGAUAUCCAGAACGAGGGUACCUUGAAUGGAAGUGCGACUAAGGCUUUGACGGAGAAGUGGCACUGUGGCUCAGAGUAUGUUUACACUCUCUGA